CUACUAUCUCGGUUGGGGAUGCUGACCUCAUCAUCAAAAACCCCUCUUAAAUCCAGUCACCGCCGGCGACCAACACCUAAACGAACUUCCGACACACGCAGCAAUGGUUCUACGGUUAAUCGGCCGCAUCGGAAGAAGACCAGCAUCCCUUUUCUCUACGCGCACUUUUUAUCGUCCUAUAACCCUAAUUCAAUAUCCUUCCCCCCAUCGAUCUCCAGUUGAACACAACUAUCCUCAACAAUCGAGAGGAUACGUAUCAGAGAUGCGAAAAUCAGCUUUCGAGGACCGCAUACGUAGACUCAUCCGCAACGACAUCCAAUACGAACUCGAUCGAUCUCCUCUAACUCAGCUUGUUCCCAAGUUCAAAUCUUUUGCAAUUGAUGAGAGACCUGGAGAGCAGUGGAUUAGAUUGAACAAGGCAUUUGGAGACAAUGAAGAGAUAAAAGUAGAGGUGACUAUGUUUCGAGUUUCUGCUCCUGAUACAAAAGAUAUUACAGAUAACAAUCCGGAGCUUUUCAUUUCAAUGGUGGUUGACAUCUUUAAGGAUGAAGAAAGUGGUAUUUUGGAGUUUGUGUGCAACGUGUGGCCUGAAAGUGUAGAGAUAGAGAAAGUUUUCAUGCAUGACCAAGAUGGAAUGACCGGUAAACCUUACUUGGGUCCUCCGUUUAAUGAUUUGGAUGAUGAGCUGCAGACUUCAUUGUAUGAUUUCCUGGAGAUGAGAGGUAUAAACGAUGAACUAGCUGUCUUCUUGCAUAAAUGUAUGCAACACAAAAAGAAGAAUGAAUAUAUUCGUUGGAUGGGAAGUGUCGAGUCUUUUGUAGCACGUAAACAGUAAGGGCAAACUCACUUUGCUUCCUGCUGCUGCUACUUAAUACUUGCAUCCUAUGCCUAUUGUUGCACUAAAAGUUGAGUGACUUCCCUCUAAUUGUUUCUAUUUAUCAUCUGAGACUCAUUUUGUAGAAUUUAUGGUCACUACUAGAAACUCUGACCUAUGCUUCAAUACAUGGCUUUAGUUUCCAUUCCUGCUGCUUCUGGAAUAGAGUAAUCCUAUCCUCUUUUACU
Messenger RNA from Cynara cardunculus var. scolymus (artichoke), 1062 nucleotides. RefSeq lists its product as uncharacterized. NCBI's taxonomy places the organism in Eukaryota, Viridiplantae, Streptophyta, Magnoliopsida, Asterales, Asteraceae. Gene Ontology annotation, cellular component: mitochondrial matrix. The record is from RefSeq and is a predicted model, not a curated record. The coding region runs from base 104 to 835 and encodes 243 amino acids. The transcript is spliced from 3 exons.